This is a messenger RNA of Microplitis mediator, 957 nucleotides long. RefSeq lists its product as uncharacterized. NCBI's taxonomy places the organism in Eukaryota, Metazoa, Arthropoda, Insecta, Hymenoptera, Braconidae. The transcript is spliced from 2 exons. The record is from RefSeq and is a predicted model, not a curated record. Bases 19 to 507 code for a protein of 162 amino acids.
GAGCCAAUAAUAUUAGUUAUGGAAAAAUCGAUAAAUUCGAUUUCACCAACAGAUAUUACAAAGGCAUUAACAUCGACAGAUAUUUAUGACAAGAAUUUUGAAAAAAAUUGCUAUCGUAUUAAAAUUGUUCAAUCGAAUGUAGACACUUAUUGGAAAAGAAAUGAAUCUGUAUUUAAGUAUGAAAUUAUAGCUGAAAAUAAUAUUUUGAGUUCUUCAGACUUAAUAAACAUUUACAAUACUUCUAUUUAUGAGAAUUACGAUCACAGCGAUAAUACUUCAAUCCAAUAUAUAAAUAAUGAUUCUGUAUUUGUGUUUAACUCCAGUAAAAUUGCCGAUAGCGAAAUUUACGGGUUGGCGGGAUCUCCAUUGAUUUGUAAUGCCCCCGAAAAAAGUGAUCAGUUUUCAUUGACAGGAGUUUUGAUUGAUACAAUAAACAACUUACCGAUGUAUUUUGUUGUUAAUGGAAAAUGGCUGGAGCAAAAAUUGAAUUUUUUAAGAACUCUUUGAACACUCAAACUUCAUUCAUGUCUUUUGUAAUUCUUUCAUCUCUUGUUUAAAAAUUUGUUUCAAUUCCAAAGUUAAAUUUUAAUGAUAAUUAUUUUCAUCCGUCAAUAAUAGUUCACUUUAAUAAUAUCAACUCAGGAAUAAUGAAAAUUUUGUCUUUGCUAUUCUUUUAAAAUUAAAAUUUAUUCAUGUAUAAUUUUUAUUUUACGAAUAACUACGGUAGAGGUACCAUUUGUGGCCACUGUACCAUUUUUGGAUAUUUGAUACUUUAUUUUAAUUAAUAAAAAAGUCUAAAAUAAAAUUACCAUUUCAACUCUCUUUGUACUCAUUUUAAAAAUUAAUCAUGUUAUUGCGUCUGUUACAAAUUAAUUUAUAAAUUUUUGAAGUGUCCACAACUGGCAUUAAAGUGGCGAAAAACGGGACCUCUACCCUAUAUUUCAAUAAAAUUUUUAG